Molecule: messenger RNA, 2493 nt
Organism: Pocillopora meandrina
Lineage: Eukaryota; Metazoa; Cnidaria; Anthozoa; Scleractinia; Pocilloporidae
Source: the annotation of a GenBank genome assembly
AUGACAAUCAGAACAAAAAUCGUACAGUGGAAUGAAUCAAGAACAAGCUGUUCACCAUACAACACUAAUUUCUGGUUACCAUGUAUCUGCGGCAAAAAACCAUGUAUCAUCGGAAAAACCGAGAGAAUUCCAUUGCAUUUGCUUUCACUCGUCUUCAAUGCUUCACAAUACUUUGGAAUGGAAGAGUCCAAUGUAAAUUUUAAAUGUUCACUGAAAUGACAGUUUCAAGGCUACUAUUUUCAUACUAAUGAUGUUGCGAACAUUACAGUAACUGAGCAAAACAAAAACGUUACUGAAGAGUUCAGAAUAAUGUUGGUUCGCACUUAAGGAGGAAACUAUGCGCUGUCAAGCCCACCAUGCGAAAGGCACCAAGUACUCUCGAUCUGCCUUUCUCGGUUCUCUAAUGCACAAUCAACUCUACUUACAUCCAAUUUUACCCCACUCUGUGGAACUCUGGUUAAUUUCUUCGACUCUUACAAUUUGAUUCUCUCUGAAUCAUUUUUAUUGAUUUGUAUCGCGCAUGCUACAAAACGAACUAUGAAGUACACGCUUAUAUAGUCACUAGAGAUAGGCAUGGGCGGGUAUGCCAAUCUCCUGGCCUUGAAUGGUUAUUUUAGACCACGACGUCUAAAAGGUAGACAAUGACUCAAGCAUGGCGAUUCUAUUACGCAUUUCGUUUAAACGCAAAGAAUUCAGACAUUUUUCGCUCAUAAAUGGUAUAUUUAGUUUUUCUUUAUAAAAAAUGUUAGAUAAAAAUAUUAGAGAAUACUCGAAAAUCAGAUUUCAAAAUACUUAAAAGAACAUUUUGGCUAUAACUAUCAAUUUUUCUAGUUUCAGAAUACGCUGUCUCUAAAUGCCCUUCAACCAGGUACGUUCUAAAAUAGAUGAAAUGUCUGGCAGUCAGAAAUUUUCAGAGAGUUUCCAUCGACAGGUUCUUUCAAACUUGUUAAGAUUAUCAGAUGUUUGUUUAGAAAUGUCAAAGAUAACUGGCUUUUAGUGGACAAAUUCUCCGUGCCGUGCAGCCUAUAAUAUUGCUGGGUUGUCAACACUUUGUAUGCUUCUGACCAGAUUGCCGGGCACGGACCAAAAGCCCGGCGGUCAGAAUUUUUAAAAGUGCCACUAAUUGGUUCCAUUCUCCGUUCUCCAUUGAUCAAAAUCUUAGAUAAAAGUAGUACAGAAUACUUGGCGAUAAGAUUUUAAAAUACUCAAAAGUACAUUUUGGCUAAAGCUGUUAUUUGUUUUAGUUUAAGAGCAAGUUGUCAAACCGUUAUCUCUUUAGAAAUUUUUUCAGUAAAAAUUCAAUCUGUUUUGCAUUUAUGGAGCGCCGUCUUUUCCCAGUAGAUUUAAAUUGCUAGAAAACAAUAUAUAUAAAACACUUGGUUCAUACGUGCGUUCAUGGAGACGUGGAGCGCGUGGAAAUUUUUAAAAACGACGCCUCGAGCAACUUCUCUGUCGCUGUCUAAACUUCCCGUAUAUCGGCCAUGAGAGCACGCUUAAGUAUAAAUUAAUUGUUAAUUCAAAGUGACAGUAUGGUUAAUCAGUGGAUACCCUGUAUAGAACAUGAAAAUAUCAGAUGAUGGAAGAAAAUAUCAUGAAAAGGAAUUGAUUGAAUCAACGGUUUUUUAUAUCUCUGCUUCAAUAAGCUUGUGGAGUGAUUGCUUUGAAUCUGUUCAUGGGUGCACAGCUGUCUUGAGGUUGCGACGUUUGAGAGUCGUAUAGCUGAACUAAAACCAUGUAUACCUGAUCUAGAAAUGUAUACAAGCGAGCAGCUAUAGACCCAUGCGGUCAUAGCUACUUGUGUUAACAAUCAAAAUCUUUGAUUCACUGCACAGAGUGGGUUGACUAAUCUCAUGUUAUGACUAUAUUUGGUCAUGGAUGAUUGACAUCGGGUUCGUUGGCCUGACAAUUUUGGUGGAUGGUACUGUAGGCACGCAUUUUUUUCGCAGUAUUUUGUUUGUUAUUACAACGCAAUAUGAGCUGAGUGCAAGUAGGAACAUCACUGCCGCCACAGUACACACCACCAAAGACAAAAUUUCGUUUGUAAUUUGUCAGUUAAGAGUGUGGCGUUCUCUGAAGUGAAAAGACCUUGAAUGACCUUCAUAGCGAUCAGGUAGCUUUUAUAUUGAAGGGUCACGUGACAGACUCUGUGUCAGAGUGUACAUGAAUUAUCAAGGAAUCUAGAAAGAACUGUCAAUAACAGAGCUGCCACUUGUCAAGCCUUUAUGUCAAGUAUCGUUUAAAAGUUAUGCUGGUCAGAAUUCCAAGUUUAUCCAGAGAACCUUCCAAAAAAUUUGCAGAGAAAGCUUGCAAAAUUGGAUGCAAAUCCCAGUUCUGAUUACUCGAACGCUUCAUGUAUACCGUAGGGUAUACCCCCAGAUACGUUUAGAAGAUAACAGCACAAAUCUGAAAUAUGUUGAGGGGCCAAAUUUUGUUUUUCUAACACACAUUUCAGUUGUCUUUGUAAGUGACUUCUUUUUCCUUUAUCACAUCUAG